AUGUCCAAGCAACUCGCCACGACGGGCGGAGACUUGACUCCGCCGCCCCUGUCAUACGGAGACCCGGGCUCGCGCCAUGUGACGGCGCACCUCCUAGCUCUCUUAUAUAUCGAACUGCGGGACAUGUUCGAAUGGGUACCGACGGAUGAGAUAUUCAAAGCCAUUGCACAAUCCGCGACGACUGACUAUAAGGUGACCCGGGACCUGGCGAUCGCGCGUUUGAAGUCCUUGCCGUCUGAUAAUCGCGAGAUAAUCCGAGCAAAAGUCCGAUUAUGUGGGCUAGUGAAACGCCCUAUUAUCGAGUCGAUCUGA
Messenger RNA from Fimicolochytrium jonesii, 312 nucleotides. RefSeq lists its product as uncharacterized. The transcript is spliced from 3 exons. NCBI's taxonomy places the organism in Eukaryota, Fungi, Chytridiomycota, Chytridiomycetes, Spizellomycetales, Powellomycetaceae. The coding region runs from base 1 to 312 and encodes 103 amino acids. The record is from RefSeq and is a predicted model, not a curated record.